Molecule: messenger RNA, 508 nt
Organism: Drosophila obscura
Lineage: Eukaryota; Metazoa; Arthropoda; Insecta; Diptera; Drosophilidae
Gene: Acbp1
Product: acyl-CoA-binding protein
Exons: 3
Coding region: 97-369 (90 amino acids)
Biological process (GO): fatty acid metabolic process
Molecular function (GO): fatty-acyl-CoA binding
Source: RefSeq, a predicted model, not a curated record
UAAAAUAGCUAAUUUGGCAACAGUGUCUACAAGAAAAACGAACGUGUCGUGUCCCAACAGAAAGUUCUUCGCUCUCGCUCUAAAAAAUCAUAAAUCAUGGCCGAAUUACAGGAAUUCAAUAAAGCUGCCGAAGAUGUCAAGAAUCUGAAUACCACGCCCGCGGAUAAUGACCUUUUGGAACUCUACAGUCUGUUCAAGCAGGCCACAGUGGGCGAUUGCAAUACUGACAAGCCCGGUUUCCUGGACUUUAAGGGUAAGGCCAAGUGGGAGGCCUGGAAUGGACGCAAAGGAAUGAGCAAUGCCGAUGCGCAGGGCGCGUAUAUAGCCAAAGUUCAGGGAUUGAUUGCUUCCGUCGGACUCAAGUCUUAGGAAGGUAUACGACCUACAUCGUAUAUUAUACAAUAUGAUAUUAUUAUAUGUAUGCAUUUUUGGAAUCUCACAUGUCGUCAAACGCACAAGUCUUGAGUCUUUUCCGCACAACAAAUAUACUCACACACAUUAAAAUGUA